This is a messenger RNA of Sapajus apella (tufted capuchin), 3056 nucleotides long. It is a transcript of the gene PIGV, whose product is annotated as phosphatidylinositol glycan anchor biosynthesis class V. The record is from RefSeq and is a predicted model, not a curated record. Gene Ontology annotation, biological process: GPI anchor biosynthetic process. Gene Ontology annotation, cellular component: mannosyltransferase complex; endoplasmic reticulum membrane. The coding region runs from base 1027 to 2508 and encodes 493 amino acids. Gene Ontology annotation, molecular function: GPI mannosyltransferase activity; alpha-1,6-mannosyltransferase activity. The transcript is spliced from 4 exons. Lineage: Eukaryota; Metazoa; Chordata; Mammalia; Primates; Cebidae.
CUGUUGCAGAAGAUAAACCCCUCCCAGAGCCAGGCUGUGGCCAGAGGCUAACACGGACCCUGGCUUCGUUUAGAGGGCAGAUAACUGAAACCACAAGAAGGCUUUGGAAUCCCGAGAAACAAGAAAUCCACCAACGGAGAAGGAUUUAUCAUCUGUUUCCUUUAAGGAGGGUGUAAAGUUGUUCUAACAGAUUCCGUUACAAGGGUACCAACUGGCCGCUCCCCACCAUAAACGGUUUUGUUGAGUUCGCCUCUUUUUUUUUCUUUUUCGGCCCCAAAAAGAGAGAAACUGCUUGAGUGAGGGAGGUGAAAGAAGUCUUGGAGGGUGUUCUCUGAGGUUUUCCUCACCAUCCUCAUUAGCCAUCUGAGGAGGGGCAGAGGACUGAAGUAGGACAGAAGGUCUCUGGUAGCUAGAGGAGGGGAAAAUCAGGGGAUCCCCCACUUUCUUCACACCCAGGACGCAGGGUGCCGCUGCCGGCCACAGAAACCCCAAGAAUGCUUUUCUUUGGCUAUUCAGAGGACAUCUAUUGUGUGCCAGGCCCUGUGCUGAGCUGUUGUUGCCUGACAGCAGUAAGAGCGCGGCUCCGGCUUCUGUGAAGAGGCUGCGGGUCAGCCCCCAACUACUAGAGCCUCAGCCCACACCGAGAACUCAUGUGAAUGUCAGCGGGAAGGAACCGGGGCAAGACCACUGACUCAAACAGCAGCCUUGGCUCACUAUUUGAAGGCGGGGUGGCGGGGGGCAUUGAAGGAGAGCGAAGUGCGAGAGAACUCUUCAGGUGUCACCAAGGUGGGAAGAUGCUAUGCGGCGAGGCGCCGAGCGAUGUCCCCCGCCCCACUCGCCCGGAGUCAACAUGGCCGGCCCGGAGGGAGGCGGGGCUGCUCCAAGUCCGGGCAGGAGCGGGGCGGGGACGCCGUCGGCGGAGCCAGCGCGCAGGCGCGGGCCGCGUGGGUCCCGGAUGGAGGAGCUGAGAAGCCUGAGGGAGCUCAAUCCUGGUAGCAACACCCCUGAAUUCCUGGUGGUGAGAGGAUGUGGCCCCAGGAUCCAUCCCGGAAGGAGGUGCUGAGGUUUGCAGUCAGCUGCCGUAUCCUGACUCUGAUACUCCAGGCCCUCUUCAAUGCCAUCAUCCCAGAUCACCAUGCAGAAGCCUUCUCUCCUCCUCGCCUGGCCCCCUUAGGCUUUGUGGACCAACUUGUGGAAGGUCUUCUGGGUGGCCUGUCUCGCUGGGAUGCUGAACACUUCCUGUUCAUUGCCGAGCAUGGCUAUCUGUAUGAGCACAACUUUGCCUUCUUUCCUGGUUUCCCCUUGGCUCUGCUGGUGGGGACUGAACUGCUGAGACCCUUACGGGGGUUACUGAGUCUACGCAGUUGCCUGCUGAUUUCAGCCGCAUCACUCAAUUUCUUGUUCUUCAUGUUGGCCGCAGUUGCUCUUCAUGACCUGGGUUGUCUGGUUUUGCACUGUCCCCGCCAGGCCUUUUAUGCAGCUCUGCUCUUCUGUCUCAGCCCUGCCAAUGUCUUCCUGGCAGCCGGUUACUCAGAAGCUUUGUUUGCCCUCCUGACAUUCAGCGCCAUGGGGCAGCUGGAGAGGGGCCGAGUCUGGACUAGUGGACUCCUCUUUGCCAUUGCUACUGGGGUGCGCUCCAACGGGCUGGUCAAUGUUGGCUUCCUCAUGCAUUCUCAGUGCCAAGGCUUUUUCUCUUCUCUUACGAUGCUGAAUCCCCUGAGACAGCUCCUUAAGCUGAUGGCCUCUCUGUUUCUGUCAGUGUUCACACUUGGCCUUCCCUUUGCCCUCUUUCAGUAUUAUGCUUACACUCAAUUCUGUCUGCCAGGCUCAGCCCGCCCCAUUCCUGAGCCCUUGAUACAGUUAGCUGUAGACAAAGACUACCGGAUUGCAGAGGGAAAUGAACCGCCUUGGUGCUUCUGGGAUGUUCCACUAAUGUACAGCUAUAUCCAGGAUGUCUACUGGAAUGUUGGCUUUUUGAAAUACUAUGAGCUCAGGCAGGUGCCCAAUUUUCUACUGGCUACACCAGUGGCUAUACUGGUUGCCUGGGCAACUUGGACAUAUGUGACCACCCACCCUUGGCUCUGCCUUACACUUGGGCUGCAAAGGAGGAAGAACAAUAAGACCCUAAAGAAGCCCGAUCUUGGAUUCCUCGGUCCUCAGGUGUUUGUGUACCUGGUCCAUGCUGCAGUGCUGCUGCUGUUUGGAGGUCUGUGCAUGCAUGUUCAGGUUCUCACCAGGUUUUUGGGCUCCUCCACUCCUAUUGUGUACUGGUUUCCAGCUCACUUGCUUCAGGAUCAAGAGCCGCUGUUGAGGUCCUUAAAGACUGUGCCUUCGAAGCCUCUAACAGAGGACUCCCCACCAGGACAAAAGGUCCCUAGAAAUCCUAUCAUGGGACUUUUGUAUCAUUGGAAAAUCUGUUCUCCAGUCACACGAUACAUUCUAGGCUACUUCCUGACUUACUGGCUCCUGGGACUACUCCUUCAUUGCAACUUCCUGCCUUGGACAUGACCGGGACUCUCCAGGGACAGGCUGAAAGCCGACUUAACCCAGGGGUCUGAAAGUAAAACUACACGUUGGAACUGCCUGUGCUGCCUUGGGAUCAUUGCUGUGUCCAUUAUAAUCUCUCUCUUUGAAAGCUGGUCGGGAAUGGGAGAAGUGUCAGCCACUAGAGAGCCCCUUCUGGUCCUGGCUAGGGCAAAUUUUAGAGUAACAAUAUUUUCUGUAACUGAAGAUUGUCUUAUUCCAAGUCUGAAGUACACCUGGAUCUGUCUAGUCAAUCAACAUAGCAGAGACAGUCUUAAACCUACCACUGACCUGCGUGUAAUUUAAAUAUCAAUUAUUGAAAUGUAAAUUUCAUCAAAGCUAUUAACUGACAGGCAGCUAACAGUCCACACAAGAUGGUACAGGCCUAAACAGUGUAGUGGCAGUAGUGAAGUGGGACCAUUUUUUCUAACUGGGACAUUGUUUCUGAUGAAUUUUUUUAAUGAUUUGUGCAUUUAUUUUUAUUUAUAUGAAAAAAUCUUACAAAGAUAUAUAAAUAAAACUUCUUUCAGUUA